AUGAGUAGCAUUGGAUAUGACCCCUACUACUCCACCUCGUCAUACAGACGUUGGUAUGUCGAGGCUCCCCCUCGUGUGGCGGUGACCAGAGGGAGGACCCACUCCGUCUACUCCUCCCAUGCCUCCCCGCUGGCCUCCUCCCGUGUGCUGUACUCCUCUCCCGGCCGAGUGCUGCUCUCCUCCUCCUCACCGGCCUCUUCCCUGGAGCUGGAGCUCAGCCAGGCGGCCCAGAUCAGCUCUGACUUUCGUGCCGUACGCACCCAAGAGCGCAGCCAACUGCAGGACCUCAAUGACCGCUUUGCUGGCUUCAUUGAGAGAGUGCGUGAGCUGGAGCAGCAGAACCGUGCUUUGGAGGCAGAGCUGCUGCUGCUGAGGCAGAGGCACACCGAGCCGUCCCGCCUGAGAGCACUGUAUGAGCAAGAGGCCCGGUCCCUGAGAGCAGCUAUGGACGAGGCCAGGGCAGAACAACAAGCUAUCCUGGGCCAGAGAGAGCGACUGGAACAAACCCUGAGCGCCUUGCAGAGUCGUUAUGAGGAGGAAGUGCUGGCUCGUGAAGAGGCUGAGGGCAGGCUGAUGGAGUCCCGUCGUGAGGCCGACCAGGCUGCCUUAGCUAAGGCUGAGCUGGAGAAAAGCGUUGAAACUCUGUUGGAGGAGCUGGCCUUCCUCAAGAGGAUUCAUGAAGGUGAGGUGGCUGAGCUCCAGGCCCAAGUCCAACUGGGCGUCCAGGUGGCUGUAGAGUCUGAGGCUGCAGCUCCUGAUCUCUCUGGGGCUCUCAGGGAUAUCCGGUCCCAGUAUGAGAGGCUGGCAGCAAGGAACAUGCAGGCAGCUGAGGAGUGGUUCAGAGGGAAGGUGGGCUCCCUCACUGAAACCGUGGCCCAGCACAGUGAUGCUGUGAGAAGCUCAAAGGACGAAGCAGGAGAGUACCGACGCCAGCUCCAGACCCGUAUGCUGGAGAUUGAUGCAUGCAGAGGCCUCAAUGAAUCCCUGGAGAAACAGCUACAUGAGAUGGAAGAGAAGCAGAGCGCUGAGAUAGCUGCUAUGCAGGACACCAUUGCAGAGCUGGAGAGUGAGCUGAGGGGCACCAAACAGGAAAUGGCUCGCUACCUGAAGGAGUACCAGGACCUUCUGAAUGUCAAGAUGGCGCUAGACAUUGAGAUUGCUGCAUACAGGAAGCUCCUGGAAGGGGAGGAAUCUCGCUUCAGUGUCGGAGUGGCUGGGGGAGUGUCCUCUUUGUACAGCCACAGUUUGUCAGCGCCCUCCUACGCCCGGCCCGUCCUCUCCAGCCUGAGCUCCGGCACCUCCUACCUGAUGACGUCACGCCUGCUCAGCUCCAGCGUCAGCACCACCGAGGGGAUCAUCUCUGCCAGCCAAGCCCAGCAAGCAGAGGCCGGCCCACCUGAGGAAGAGGAAGAAGCAGCAGAGGAGGAGGAGGUAAAGGAAGAAGAGGAGGCGGAGAAGGAAGAAGAGGGAGGAGAGGAGGUGGAGGAGAAAAAGGAGGAAGAGGAGAAGGAGGAGGAAGAGGGAGGAGAGGAGGGAGAAAAAGAAGAUGAAGAGGAGGCUAAGGAAGGAGAAGAAGAGGCUAAGGAGGAAGAAGAGGGUGGUGCUGAGGAGGAGCAAAAAGAAGAGGUGACAGAGGCUGCUGAGGACGAGGGGGAGAAAGAGGAGAAAGGAGAAGGAGAGGAGACUGAAGUCAAAGAAGAAGCACAAGAGGAGGAAAAAACAGAAGGAGCUGAUGAUAAAGAGGACGCAAAAGAAGGAGACAAAGAAGAGAAGGAGGAAGCAAAAAAGAGCGAAGAGAAAGAAGAUAAAGUUGAAGCCAAGAAAGAAGACAAAGCAGCCGACAAAGACGACAAAGCUGCUCCGAAAACAGAUGACAAAGCUGACACCAAAAAGGAGAAAGAUGAAGAAAAAGGGGCCAAACCUGAAGCUGCAGAAGAAAAGAGUACAAAGGAUAAGAAGUAA
Molecule: messenger RNA, 1962 nt
Organism: Toxotes jaculatrix (banded archerfish)
Lineage: Eukaryota; Metazoa; Chordata; Actinopteri; Toxotidae
Gene: nefla
Product: neurofilament light chain a
Exons: 4
Coding region: 1-1962 (653 amino acids)
Biological process (GO): neurofilament bundle assembly
Cellular component (GO): cytoplasm; intermediate filament; axon
Molecular function (GO): structural constituent of postsynaptic intermediate filament cytoskeleton
Source: RefSeq, a predicted model, not a curated record